AUGGUGAUGGUGGUCGGUCGCUCUGGUGGCGGCCACGUUGCUGGGGACGGCGAGCGCGUCCCCGGCGGAAGGGAUCCAGCCGCUGUCCAAGAUCGCUGUCCACAAGGCCACCGUCGAAAUGCAGCCAUCGGCUAUCAAUACGCCAACUACUCGGCAAACUACAACUCCUGGGGCAAGGGCAAGGGCAGUGUCCGGUUGCAGCUCAUGAACCAGCGCUCUGACUUCGCCUUCGCCCUCUUCACCGGCGGCCUCGACAACCCGAAGCUGGUCGCGGUGUCGCCGAAGCCGAUCGCGUUCAAGAACCCCAAGGCGCCGGUGUUCCCGCGCCUCGCGCAGGGCAAAUCCCACGACGAGAUGACGGUGACGUGGACCAGCGGCUACGACAUCGGCGAGGCGUACCCGUUCGUGGAGUGGGGCGCCUUGGUCGCCGGCGCCGCCCAGCCCCAGCAGACCGCGCGCGCGCCCGCCGGCACGCUCACCUUCAACCAAGGCAGCAUGUGCGGCGAGCCGGCACGCACCGUCGGGUGGAGGGACCCCGGGUUCAUCCACACCGCCUUCCUCAGGGACCUCUGGCCCAACAAGGAGUACUACUACAGGAUCGGGCACGAGCUCCACGACGAGUCCGUGGGAGACGGGUCGAACGAGUACGCGGCGUACCAGCCGGGGUCGCUGAACACGACGGACACGCUGAUCAGUGACCUGGACAACUACGACAUCGUGUUCCACAUCGGCGACAUGCCGUACGCCAACGGCUACAUCUCGCAGUGGGACCAGUUCACGGCGCAGGUGGCGCCCAUCACAGCCACGAAGCCCUACAUGGUGGCCAGCGGCAACCACGAGCGGGACUGGCCCGACACGGCGGCGUUCUGGGACGUGGAGGACUCCGGCGGCGAGUGCGGCGUGCCGGCCGAGACCUACUACUACUACCCCGCCGAAUACAGGGCCAACUUCUGGUACAAGGUGGACUACGGCAUGUUCCGCUUCUGCGUCGCCGACUCGGAGCACGACUGGCGGGUGGGCACGCCGCAGUACGAGUUCAUCGAGCACUGCCUGUCGACGGUGGACCGGAAGCACCAGCCGUGGCUCAUCUUCGCGACGCACCGCGUGCUGGGCUACUCCUCCAACGCCUGGUACGCCGGCGAAGGGUCCUUCGAGGAGCCCGAGGGCCGCGAGAAUCUGCAGAAGCUCUGGCAGAAGUACCGCGUCGACAUCGCCUUCUUCGGCCACGUCCAUAACUACGAGAGGACCUGCCCUAUGUACCAGAGCCAGUGCAUGACCAGCGAGAAGAGCCACUACUCCGGGACGAUGAACGGGACCAUCUUCGUGGUGGCCAGCGGCGGCGGCUGCCACCUGUCGGACUACACGACGGCGAUCCUCAUCCCCAAGUGGAGCAUCUACCGCGACCAUGACUUCGGCUUCACGAAGCUCACGGCGUUCAACCACUCGUCGCUGCUGUUCGAGUACAAGAAGAGCAGCGACGGCAAGGUCUACGACUCCUUCACCAUCCACAGGGACUACCGCGACGUGCUCCGAUGCGUGCACGACAGCUGCUUCCCCACCACGCUCGCCACCUAG
Messenger RNA from Miscanthus lutarioriparius, 1575 nucleotides. NCBI's taxonomy places the organism in Eukaryota, Viridiplantae, Streptophyta, Magnoliopsida, Poales, Poaceae. The record is from the annotation of a GenBank genome assembly.